ACAAUGCAAAUAUGGAGGCCGACACUGGCGAUGGAAGUGAUCUGGCGAGUGAUGUUUCUAAUUCCAAAGUACAGGCCAGCACUGGAGUAGAGUCAAGCGGACCUGAAGACAACGAACACGAUGAAGACGAACUACCGAGCGCACAAUUUAUCAAUAGUGUUUAUUUUAAACGUUUAAUUGAAGUGUCGGUCGUUGUAAGUGCUAUCUCAGUAGCUAUGAACAGUAAGAAAACGUUUAAAGAAGUCAAACAACUUUGGUAUGUUACUCUAACGCUUGACGUUAUGGUCUUAAUUUUAUUUCUUAUUGAAUCGCUCGUGGAGAUGAAAAUACUCGGUUUAUGGAAAGACGAAAAGGCCUUUUUUAAGAACCGAUUCAAGAUUUUCAAUCUGACAAUGCUAAUCUUUAUUUUAAUGUCAGUAGUUUUGCAAAUUAUUGAAGGACCCUCACUUUCUGGUCAUGUUCCAGAAUUCAUGAAAAUAAUCGCCCGAGCACCGAGAUCGUUCAUUUUGUUUCGUGUUUUGAGGUACUUGGUGAAUUAUUCUUUAUUAAAUCAAGUCUCGAGACGUUCUGGAAAGCAAAUUAGGAAUGUUGCAUUAUUUCUGUCGUAUUUUAUGAUGCUUGCCUCGCUUAUUGGCGUACAACUUUUUGGGAAGAAAAGUUACUAUUGCGUUCGAGAUGGUGCAAACACGGCGAACAUUACGUACAAAGACCUUAAUUUACCUGAGUUACGGUGUAAUAAUGACACUAAUGCGAACAGGCCAUGUCCCGAAGGGUUUGUUUGUGAAAGUUUGAAAUUGUCGUCGACGCAAAAAACGACUUACUUUGAAAAUAUCUGGUACAGUUUUUUAACGGUCUACGAAAGUUCCACGCAGGAGGGCUGGGUGCUUGUCAUGUAUGCACAAAUGAAAAGUCAAAAUUACUACGCAAGUGCAGUGUAUUUUAUAUCUCUUAUAUUCUUCGUAGCCUGGUUAGUGAAAAGUGUAUUUAUUGCUGUGAUAACGGAGACAUUUGCUGACUUGCGUUCACAGUUAUAUCUCAAGAACUGGCGUACAAACCGUCGCAUAGCAGGUUUAUCUUCGGAGAUUAUUCAGGACUAUGGAAUGGGUUGGCAUUUAGUUGCAAUUCAGGACGAGUGGACGAAGACUGAGGCUUUGAACAGAUUCAGAAAGUUCCUCUCCUCUAAAUACUUUCGCUAUCUUAUUUGGUCGUUGUUGGCGAUAGAUGCUGUACUUCAGGCAAUUUUAGGAUCGGGAAGGCGUUACAUUUCAAAAAUAGUAUUUACAAUAAUAUUUGACAUAGAAAGUGUUUUUAAGAUAUGGUGUGUUGGUAUAAAGAGCUACUGGAAAAUCCCAGUCUAUCGUUUUGAAUUAUUUCUGGCGGUCGGCAGCACCAUCUUUAUAGCAGAAAACAAAUUAAUGGAACCCGACAUCUUCGUUGCGUUUCACGUUUUACGCAUAACACGUUUGAUCAUCGCCGUUCCAAGCCUGAACGCUUUCCUGCAUAAAGCUUUUGGAACAGGAACUAAAAUAGGCGCUGUUCUUAUCUUUACCUUGUUCUUGUUGGUCUUCGCCUCAAUUCUGAGUCUGCAAUUGUUUUCAGGAUUAGACUUUGGUGAAGGCGAGGAUGCUCUCUUCGAUGACUAUAUUAAAUCGUCAUCGUCCAUGUUUCAAAUUAUAACACAAGAAGGUUGGGUAGAAGUUUUAGAUACAGUUAAGUACGCUACAAAACCAUAUCUCGCUCCGUUUGUGAGCAUUUAUUUUACAAGUUACAACCUUUUUGCCUCGCUCAUUCUUGGCAGUGUUCUCAUUGCUGUAAUUCUAGAUAACUUGGAAAUAAAAGAAGAAACAAAAAUUUUGAAACAGCAUAAAUUGGGGGAAGAGGUAUUGAACAUUCAAGAAAGCUUACCAAAACGGCUUCAGAUAUUUGGUAAGUUCAAAGAAAGCCCUAGAUUAGUCCAAACUUCGAAAAUUUCAAACGAUUUUCCAGUACCCAAAGUGCGACAGAGUUUCAUGAGGAAAUUUUUAGACGAUGGACGCAUGCGUUUGUCUCGUUUUACCUCCAACCCUAGUGUUUAUGAAGAUGCAUUGAUGACGCAAAGAAACAAUAUACCUUUCAAAUUGCUUAGUUCACCUGUGCCCGAUGAUGUUCACACAUUGAAAUUAAAGAAACGUACAAGUCUUACCCAACUAAUUCAAGACUCCACACGAAGACGUAAUCACACCGAUCACACGUCUACACAAGGAAGACAUGCGUCUAAAUCAUAUUUGUUAGGCUACACAGCUCGUCAGAUAAACCGCAAUGCAGCGAAGUUAACUCAAGGUGCACGAAAGACGACUGAAAGAGCGGAUAUCAGUACGUUGCGGCAGAUGAAGAAUGAAAGUGGCCAUGGAAUGACAACGCUAUCACAUAGCAACGGUGGGACCACAGGUAACGAGAACUGGAACAUCCGGGAAUUGCGUGCACGCCGAGAGCAAGCUCAAAGAGUGAAAGCGGCACGUGAAGAAUCUCUGCGAGAGAAUCAUCCAUAUUUUGAUUUCCCACUAUUCCUUGUACCACGUGACAGUCAAUUUCGUCGAUGGUUGCAGCGUAUUGUGCAUGCGCGGUAUGAGAUCUCAGGCAAUAACGGUGAAGUUCAAUCCAAACGUCUUGUGAUCAACGAUGCAUUGAUUAAAAGAGUUUUAUCAACACAAACUUAUUUAGAAUGGGCGAUUAUUCUCAUUACAUUCUCAUCCUGUAUCGCAAUGAUGUUUGAAAGAGAUAAUUAUAGAACAUUUAGCGUACCCGCUCUCAAAUCUUUCGAGUAUCUCUUCGUGGUCUCCACGACUAUCGAGUUACUGAUUCGUGUUCUCGCUGAUGGUUUUAUGUUCACACCGAAUGCAGUUAUACGGAAUUUCGGGGAUGUUGUGGACAUAUCGAUUUAUUUAAUUGGCGUUAUAUACGUGUGUUUAUCGCCUGAAAACAUCCCCCGACUCUCGCCACAGCAGUUUUUAUUGAUUUUACGUGCUUUGCGUCCCUUGAGAAUCAUAAACUUGAUCCCAAAAACCAAGCAGGUGAUUCAAGAGUUAUUUGGAGGCUUUAAGGAAAUCCUGAAAGUUGCCGUUUUGCAGUUAUCAGUGAUGUUCAUUUUUGCUAGCUAUGGUUUGCAAAUGUUUCAACAUAUGCUCAAGAAAUGUAAUGAUGACGAUCGUAACCCGGAUCAUUGUAAAGGUGUAUUCUUCACAACCUUGAAGGGACCGGGAGAGAUACGAAGCCUUUCAGGAAGUGAAAACCAACUUCUUGUCCCGCGCGUGAGUCAAAACCCGAAGAAUUUCAAUUUUGAUGAUAUUUGGCACGCGUUGCUUGCAUUAUUUGAAGCUCUUUCACUCGAGGGCUGGUUGGACAUUCGAAAUGUCAUUGAAAACAGAGAGAGCCUUGUGGUAUAUGGAGUGUAUAUUCACGGUUACGUAUUAAUUGCUUCCAUGAUUGGUCUUGCUCUCUUUGUUGGUGUUGUAGUGAAUAACUUCAAUGAGAACAAGGGUACUGCAUUACUUACUGUGGACCAGAGAAGAUGGGAGGAUUUGAGAAAGAGAUUACGUCUAACCCAACCCCUUCAUCUACCAUUACGACCUGAUGAUAGUCCUAUCCGUUCCCGCUUGUACGACAUUUUGCAAUCGAAGCGUUACGCACGACUCAAUGCAUUCUUGGUUGCGUUGAAUUGUUUACCUCUUGCAGUCGUUCCGUGGAUUGUACAACCGAGUGAUGAUUUAACAAAGUCGUUAAUGUUGCUAUCUGUUGUACUCACUAUUUUUUUUGUCGUUGAAUGUAUUGUCAAAAUUGUUGCUUACACAUUUAAAGGAUACUGGAGAAGUCGUAGAAACCGCUUUGACUUUACCUUAACAGUAGCUGGUGUAAUGUGGAUUAUUCUUCAUCUGUCAUUUGUCUAUCAUGGUAAUCAUCGUACAGAGCACAGACCAAUCUACGAUGGAACUAUUUGGUUAGGUGUUGGUGUCAUACUGUUUCGGUUUCUUAGCCUGUCUGGUAAGCAUGAUACAUUGAAGAUGCUAAUGAUGACAGUUGUAAUGAGCCUGGUGAAGAGUUUCUAUAUCAUAUUCGUGUUGAUAUUAAUUAUGAUGUCGUAUGCAAUGAUUGGAGUGAUUUUGUUUGGUACCGUUAAACAUGGCGCAGGGGUCACUCCCGAUGCUAACUUUGAAGAUAGCAUUAGUGCCAUGAUUGUUCUGUUCCGAAUAACUACAGGUGAAGAUUGGAAUAAGAUAAUGCAAGAUUGUAGGAAAGAAAAACCGUACUGUACGGAAAUAUCAGGUGAAGAUUACUGGGAAUCUGAUUGUGGUUAUCAAUUUGGUGCGAUAUGUUAUUUUAUAUCGUUUUACGUAAUUUUGACAUUUGUUUUGCUAAACCUUUUAAUUGCUGUUAUUAUCGAAAAUUUCUCGCUAUUCUAUUCGAGUGAGGAAGAUGCAGCUUUGAGUCAUCAAGAUGUUUAUCAAUAUCAAUUAACUUGGAAUCUUGUUGAUCAAAACCGCAAAGGCUUCAUCACAGUUCGUCAAGCUCGUUUGGUGUUAAGAUUAUUACGUGGUAAACUUGGUGUUGACUCCUCGACGUUUCUUUACAAGCAUAUUUGUUUAGAGAUUGAAAAGCUUCGUGGAGGUCGUGACGUAUCUUUUCACGAUCUUUUGGACAUUUUAGCUUACCGUUCAAUCGAAGACAUUUCACGAAGUUUACAGUUGGAAGAGCUGCUGGCUCGUGAGGAACUCGAGAGAUCAAUCGAGGAGGAGGUGGCUAUACAGACUAUACGCGACUGGUUUUUAAAUCUCAAGAAGGAGAAAGCGAUGCAGAAAGAGCGUGGCUUCUCUUUUAGUAACGCUAGCUCCGCGUCAAGUGUGGAAACAUUUUCCAGCGAGGAAGAAGCACCAGAACAACCAAACAGGCUUUCUGUUAAAGGUUUACAAAAGCGAAAUAUGGGGUUGAAAUUGGUGAUGGGUACCUCUCGCGAGACGGCAAAAGCCAAACUUGAGCCAAAGCAGAAAAAAGAUGAUGACACAGAGUUAGAUGCAUGGUUUAAUGAUCAAAUCAAAUAAACAUGGAAACACCAAGAUGAGAGAAAAAUUUAUUUACUUUUUUGCUUGUAUUUGGAAUGUAGUCAUAGAUGUUAUCUUUCAUUAUACAAAGUUCAACCUUCUACAUGGUUAUAUAUUGAAACCCGAUAAAAUAUAAGUCAAUGAACUCCGGCCCAGAUGAUGGAAUAUGGGUAACAUCAGGUUCUUGUGGGAUGGUGCAAGUUCGAAAUUUCGAUAAACUUCAGUACAAGUCUCAACAUGUAGUAGUGCACAAAAAGUGUAAGAUUCAUUUUGGAAGUUCCUUAUUUACGGAAACUCACUUAUUUUGGAAUAGUUGCAUGGCAAGCAUGUCACAUUAAAGUAUGAAAGAGCUUGGGUUUAUAGACCAAAAACUUUUUUAGCGUAAUUUGCUUGAUACUGUAUCCAGACACUUGAAAGUGUUUCUUUCUGCAUUAGUAGAUCUUGAGAAAUAUUUUAUAAACGUGACGUGAAUGCAGUUUGUAGAAUCAUCGAAGAACAUUCUCUUAACUAAAUUUAAAUGGACGCAUUCAAACACGGAAAUCGUUAUAUAAUUGAAAAACUUAUAGUAUGCUAAAUAUGUAAUGAAAUAUAUAAAUGAAAAUGUACAAUUAAAUUACAAAUGAACUUUUGCACUCUUACAAA
Messenger RNA from Xenia sp. Carnegie-2017, 5714 nucleotides. Its product is annotated as sodium leak channel non-selective protein-like. The record is from RefSeq and is a predicted model, not a curated record. Gene Ontology annotation, molecular function: monoatomic cation channel activity. NCBI's taxonomy places the organism in Eukaryota, Metazoa, Cnidaria, Anthozoa, Malacalcyonacea, Xeniidae. The transcript has a single exon. Gene Ontology annotation, biological process: transmembrane transport; monoatomic ion transport. The coding region runs from base 12 to 5072 and encodes 1686 amino acids. Gene Ontology annotation, cellular component: membrane.